This is a messenger RNA of Plasmodium gaboni, 2007 nucleotides long. RefSeq lists its product as hypothetical. NCBI's taxonomy places the organism in Eukaryota, Apicomplexa, Aconoidasida, Haemosporida, Plasmodiidae. Bases 1 to 2007 code for a protein of 668 amino acids. The transcript has a single exon. The record is from RefSeq and is a predicted model, not a curated record.
AUGAGUUUAAAUUUUAGCGAUGACGAUGAUGUAAUAAGAGAAGAAGUUGAUGAUACAGAAAAGAGCGAUAAAGAUAAUUCGAACUUUGAUUUUAUGAACCAUGAUAAGAAAGAAAAAGGAAAGGAUUAUGGAAUAGAAAAAAAAAGACCUUUUCAAAAUGAUGAUAAUAAUCCCUUUUCAAAUAUGAAAUCAUCAAGAGAAUUUUUUGAGAAUUUACAAGGAGAGGAUAUAAAUAAUGAGGAUACAUAUAUUGGACCUGAUGAAGGAACGGAAGCUGAAUUAGAAGGAAAAAAAAAGAAAAAAAAAAGUGUAAUAUUUCAAUUGAAGAAUUUAUUUAAUGAUGUCUCUUUGAAUAAACUUAAUGCAUAUAUAAGAAAAAAGAGAAGAAAAAGUGAAGAAGAAAUGAAUAGUAAUGAUAAUUUUUCAAGAUCAAGUUAUGAAAAAGAAGGAGAGAAAGAAAAGAACCCCAAAAAAAAAAAAAAAAAUGACCAUGUUGAUAAUUAUAAGGAUGACAAUUAUAAGGACAAUAUUUAUGAUGAUAAAAUAUUUGACAAUUCAGAUGAUAAUCUUUAUAAUGAUGACAUUUUAAAUAAUCCAUCUGAUGAAGAAGAAGAUGAAUUACAAAGAUAUGUAAGGGAAGAGAAGAACAAAAUGAAACAGAUUAUGCCAGAAAAAGACGAUUUGUGGGAAUUAUAUAUUUAUAUGAAUUUGAAAAAAAAGAAAAGAAAAAUUGAAUAUAAUGAAAAACAAUAUAGUAGUGCUAUGAAUAAAGUAUUUAAUAAUUUAGAAAAUGAAUAUAAAAAUAUAAUUAAAGAAAAAUUAUUUAAUAAAAUAAUAUUUAAAGAAUAUUUGGUAAUAAAAGAUGAUGUCGAAUAUUUUAAAAAUAAUCAUAUUAUGAAUAUCGAGAAAAAUAUAACAAUUCCAAUAAUAAAAAAGAAAAAUUUAUUAAGUGAAAUGAAAAAAAAAUUAAUACUUUUAUAUAAUAAAGGUAUAUGUUGUAAUUAUAUAAAAGAAAUUUCUAUAAAUUCUGUAGGAAAAAUAGAUGAACAAAGAAAUAGUUAUGAGAAUCUGGAUGGUUCAUCUUUAAGAGUGAAUGAAAAUAUGGAUAAUUAUAUAAAUAAAAUACAAGAUAAUAAUUAUUUAAUAAUAGAAAAAGAAAGUUUAAAUAUAGGUUUAAAUAAAUUAUUUGAUAAAUAUUGUAUUAUAGUUCAUAAAAUAAAAGCUCAUCGACGUAAAGAUUUAAGAAGGAAUUUUAAUUCAUUUAUGGAAUUAAUUAAUGAGGUUUUUACAAAAUUAUAUUUUUCUAUACAUAAUAUAUUUUUAACAGAUGAAGAUAUGAAUAUUAAUUUGACAGAUAUAUAUAAAACAAUUAGAAGGAAAUAUAAUAUGCAUGAUGUAUUAGAUAAGUUACAAAAAUUAACACAUAAAAAAGAAUGUUAUGAACAUUAUCGUUCAUAUUUAUUAUAUAAAUAUAAAACAACAUAUUCGGUGUGUGAUGAAGUAUUUAAAAAUCAUAUAAUGAAUGAUAAUAUUAAUAUAUUUAAUUUUAAAAAAUUUUAUAAUACUGAUUUCUCAAAAGAUAAUUUUACUAUAAUCAAACAAGAACAAAAAAUCACAACGAAUGAUAAUGAAUUACAUAAUUUUAUAUAUGAUCAAAAUGAUAAUGAAGAAGAUAGAAAUAUAUUUACAAAUGAUAUAUAUAAUGAAGAUUUCUUUACUAUAAAUAUUAAUCAUAUGGAAAACAAAAACAAUCAACCACCUCAAAAUGAUACAGUAACAAGUUCUCAAAAGAUUUAUAAUGAGAAACAAAAGGAUAAUAUAAUACCCAUAUCAAAAGAAAACCCCACAUACAAUAAUAACAACAAUAAUAACAACAACAAUAAUAAUAAUAACAAUAAUAAUAGUAAUAUUUAUAAUGUUGUUGAAGAAACACCAUUAGAGAAGGCUAAAAGAAUUGCAAGAGAAAAGAAAAAGCAACUUAUGAAUAAUAAAGUUAAAAUAAUAUGA